This is a messenger RNA of Atta colombica, 2505 nucleotides long. RefSeq names its product long-chain fatty acid transport protein 4 (gene Fatp3). Gene Ontology annotation, cellular component: endoplasmic reticulum. The coding region runs from base 175 to 2055 and encodes 626 amino acids. Gene Ontology annotation, biological process: triglyceride homeostasis. The transcript is spliced from 13 exons. The record is from RefSeq and is a predicted model, not a curated record. Gene Ontology annotation, molecular function: long-chain fatty acid transmembrane transporter activity; long-chain fatty acid-CoA ligase activity. NCBI's taxonomy places the organism in Eukaryota, Metazoa, Arthropoda, Insecta, Hymenoptera, Formicidae.
UUCCGUUUCAGUCAUACCACGGCGUUCGCGUUUAUCAGUACUUAACUGGUUUAUAAUAUACUUGGAACCGGUAUUUGUAACUAAUGCGCGAUUGACCGGUGGCUGCUGGCGCCAUUUCUAGGUUGCACGUCCGAUUAAUUUCCCCAAGUUCUAGGACGAGUAAACAUACGGAAAAUGAUUACGACAGAUUUUCACCUGAUUAUUAUCAUCAUGAGCCUGCUGCUUGGCGGCUUUCUCCUUACCGGAAGUCGCCGGCACUUCAUUUACGUGCUCUACAAAACGUUACCUAGAGAUAUUUUGGGUGCUUAUCGAUUUUUUCAAUUUAACUUACGUCUUUGGUGGUGGGAAAAACGCGAAUAUACCGUUGCAAAGAUUUUCUCAAAGUAUGCAGUAGCUCAUCCGAAUAAAGUGGCUUAUAUCUUCGAGGACAAAGAAUGGACGUACGAACAGUUGGAACACUUCAGCAAUCGCAUAGGACGUUACUUCCGCACCAGAUCAUUUUCUCAUUCUGAUAGUAUAGCACUAUUUAUGGAAAAUCGUCCUGAAUAUAUUGCUACCUGGUUAGGUCUUGGUAAAGCCAAUUUGGUAGCGGCUCUAAUUAAUACGAAUUUACGUCGUGAUGUACUUCUGCACAGCAUUAACGCUGUCGGAUGCAAAGCUGUUAUUUUCGGGUCAGAAUUUAAGGAUGCAAUUUGUGACAUCAAAGAUAAAAUACCUAAUAUUGAGCUUUAUCAAUGGUCGGAAUUGGACACAUCGAUUUUGGAAGGUGCGAUUGACCUUAACACGAAAAUCAGUAAUAUUGAUCCUGGAUCUCUGAUCAUACUUGAUCAUGGCAGUCCCCGGGAUAAAUUGAUUUACGUCUAUACAUCUGGUACGACGGGAAUGCCAAAAGCUGCUGUUAUUAAUAAUUUAAGGUACAUGUUAAUAACGUGUGGCGUGAAUUCAAUGCUUAAUCUACAGUCAGAUGAUCGAAUUUACAAUCCUCUGCCUCUUUAUCACACUGCAGGUGGCAUAAUUGGAGCAGGUCAAGCACUCAUAGGAGGUGUCACCGUUGUGCUUUGUAGAAAAUUUAGUGCGUCCAAGUAUUGGUCGGAAUGUGUUCAUUACGAAUGUACUGUAGCGCAAUAUAUUGGAGAAAUCUGCCGUUUUCUUCUUACAGUUCCAUCAAAUGAGUACGAUUCAAUGCAUAAAGUACGCUUAAUGUUUGGAAAUGGUCUGAAGCCACAAAUUUGGAAACCUUUUGUUAAGAGAUUUGGCGUGAAGCAAAUAGGCGAGUUUUAUGGAGCCACAGAAGGAAAUUCAAAUCUCGUCAACAUUGAUAAUAAAAUUGGUGCUGUUGGUUUUAUACCAAGAUAUGCUAGCAGUUUGUAUCCAGUUGCACUGUUGAAAAUUGAUGAAGAAACAGGAGAAUUGCUGAGAGGAUCAAAUGGAUUCUGCAUACCUUGUAAACCUGGUGAGCCUGGCGUUUUUGUAGGUAAAAUUAAUUCAAAAAAGGUGAUAAACGACUUCAGCGGCUAUGCUGACAAAAAGGCUUCAGAACAAAAAAUUGUACAUGAUGUCUUUAAGAAAGGCGAUCGCGUCUUCAAUUCUGGUGAUAUUUUAGUUAUGGAUGAAUUUGGAUACUUUUAUUUUAAGGACAGAACAGGUGAUACAUAUAGAUGGCGAGGUGAAAAUGUUGCUACUUCGGAAGUGGAGGCCGUCAUAAGUAAUGUGAUAGACCUCAAAGAUGCAACUGUAUUUGGUGUUGAGGUACCUGGGAAUGAAGGUAAAACAGGAAUGGUAGCUAUAUUUGACCCAAAAAAUUCUUUAGAUUUAAAGGGAUUGACAGGAAAGUUGAAGAAAGUUUUACCGAAUUAUGCCAUACCUCGUUUUAUUCGUAUUCUAUCAGAACUGCCUAUGACUGGAACGUUCAAAUUAAAAAAGAAGGAUCUUCAACGAGAUGCUUUUGAUAUUAAAAAGAUUAAAGAUCCAAUUUAUUUUCUUAACAAAGAUACCUACAUAAGGAUGACUGAUGAACACUAUAAUAAUAUCGUCAAAGGACAAAUCCGAUUAUAAUUCUUCGUGAUAUAUUUUCUGCAGAGAAACGUCAUUUUUAAUAUAAUUCGAAAUUUAGGGGCUUUAUUCUGUAACUCUUAACAUCUGUAACGGUAGCGUUAAAGUGUCUUUGCACAGAUUUUGUACAUGAUAGAAAAGUUAUUCAACUGUGACAUUACAGUUGUUAUAUUACAGUUGUUAAAAGUUAGUACAGAAUAGAUCCCUCUUAAGCCAGGUCUACAAUGAGUAGUCGCUCUUAGAAGUUGGCUGCUCACCAAAUCUAUUGAUUCACUGAUUUCGAUCAAUCCCGACUAUUCUUCAGAUUCGCUUCCAACUCACCAACUACAGACUUAUUGUAGAUCUAGACUUAAAAUUAAUUUUAAUGUUUUUUACGAUAUUCCAGUGUUAGUUGCAGAUUAAAUUAUACACAAUUAUCAAUACACAAUUAUUUUAUUGUGAACCAAUAAACUA